UCGACGUCAUCGUCACUACGACAACACAAACGUCGUUACAACGCUUUACGAAUCUACUUGUUAGAUGACUUGGCCCGCCAACAAGCUUCGACACAGAAUAUCCUGGCAGGCACAAAGCGACUAUUCCAGUUAAGAUGAUUUAUUGAUUGGGUGGUUCAUUUCGCGCAGUCUCGCUGCACUUUUAAGCUUCUUCAGUUAGCGCCUCUUAGCUUAGCUCAGUUUAGCUUGCUAGCUGCGAACAAAGAGACGCCGAAGUGAGCUUAGUGAGUCUCAAGUGUGUGAAAAUGUGUAAAGUAGAAAUGCUGAAGGCGUUGCUAAAUCAGCGGCUAAGUGCAGCCGUCGACGAAAUAGUUGGAGUUUUUGCGCGAACGAUAGCAGAGUACGAAGAGGAACUUUGCCGGACAAGAGAGGAGAACGCGAGACAACGUCAAAUGCUGGACGCCGUUUUCAGGCCUAAAGCUGAGACACUCGGAGCAGAUGUUGGCGAGGAAGCCGUUCCCCCUGCGCAGCAGGAUCCAGAGGUUGUGCAGGUUAAAGAGGAAGCGCAGGAGGCUGAUAUCGGCACGUUACCAUCAGCUGGUGUUCCUUUCAAGAGUGAGGAUGAAGAGGAGCAGUCACAACCUCUUCCCAAUCAAAGUGAGCAUUCAAGAUGGAUGAGGCCGCUAAGCAGUAACUCAAGUCAGUGCGCGGCAACGGAAGAGGAUGGAGGCCACCAUGGAGAAUCGCAGGCAGACAGACUCUUUGCUCCGCGGUCAGAACAUCGCGACAAAAGAACAUCACACUCUCCAGGUGAUGCGGCAUGGCAUGCUGACCACAGGUACUUCAAGUGCUCUCAUUGUGACAAAACAUUUGGCACCAAGUACAGUUUGACGAGGCACAUGCAAAGUCACACUGGUGACAAAACACACUGGAAAUGCUCCCAGUGCGGGAGAACCCUUGGCGACCGGAGGAAUCUGAGAAGACACAUGAUGGUUCACACGGGAGAGAAGCCAUUCACGUGCUCAAUCUGCGGAAAAAGAUUCUCUCAGAAGGCCAACUUGAUCACGCACACGAGAACGCACACCGGCGAGAAACCGUUUGCCUGCACACACUGCAGCAAACGCUUUGGGGAUCGUUCUGCACUGAUUCAACACAGGAAAACACACGCAGCGGCGGGCAAACGUUUUGCCCGCUCGGUGUACAACCCGAGUUGCGGUGUUCAUUCAAAUUUGGGACAACAUAUAAGAACGGGGCAGAAACCAUCUGCCUAGUGUGCGGAGAAGUUUCUCUCCAAUCUGCACCCCAUAUCAGGUCAAACACACGAAACAGGGUAUGUUAUUACAGUUUACAGUUUUUAUUAGUCUCCUAAACCUGUGAUAGUAGAUCAACCAGUAAAUCGUGUAUAUCGAUAUAAAUAGAGUGUCGAAGUUGUGCCACUGUUAGAGGAAUCUAUGAUGUUUAAAGUUUCAUUUAAUUUGGGCACGUUUGGGUGCGUAUCCGGCACCCCCAAAAUGUCUGCGCGCGAAGGCGGCGGCCACCUGGCUGGAGGACUGUUGAAGUCCACAAUUAGCACGUCAAUGCAGGUGGGCCAUCAGAGGAGAGAGGGCGAGACUCGGUCGCAAAGGGGGAAUGAAUAAUUCGAGAACAGCGGUGGAACAACAUAAGACGAUUUGAGAACAGCCGUCGCGACAUUGGCCGUCCGCAAAGUCUGCAACGUGUUGAUUCAGAAAGGCGCCAAAGUACCGGUGGUUCAAAACUAAAGCCCAGGUAACCAAUCACGACCGAGGGGCCGGACCGGGGUUGCGGUAUGCAAAUAUCGGGGGCAGUGUUAUCCUUGUAUGUUACAAUCAAAGUCUGAAUUGGCGGGAAGGGAGGUGGAGUGUGUGUGAUCAUCAGGGCAACUACCGUCGUUCGCUCUCGGAGAUCCCUCCCGCCAAUAUUGAAGACAAUUUUCCCUGUGUGCCGAGUCAUUUCUUGAACUUUGUCCGAGAAAAACUCUUGACGGCCACAAAUGCCGUCAGUGUCCCAUGUGUGUCUUGUUGUCAAAUGAC
Messenger RNA from Hippocampus zosterae (dwarf seahorse), 2030 nucleotides. Its product is annotated as zinc finger protein 135-like. The record is from RefSeq and is a predicted model, not a curated record. The transcript is spliced from 2 exons. Gene Ontology annotation, molecular function: RNA polymerase II cis-regulatory region sequence-specific DNA binding; DNA-binding transcription factor activity. Gene Ontology annotation, biological process: regulation of transcription by RNA polymerase II. Bases 285 to 1250 code for a protein of 321 amino acids. NCBI's taxonomy places the organism in Eukaryota, Metazoa, Chordata, Actinopteri, Syngnathiformes, Syngnathidae.